AUGUUAAUUUUAAAUGACUACUUUUUUAAAUUAAUAAAAAUUUUAUUUAUUAUAUUAUUAUUAUUUAAUUAUUUUUCAUUUUCAAUCUCUCAAUCAUUACCGUCAUCACCAUCAUCAUUAAAUUAUUUUAUUUCAAAUAAUGGAAAAAAUGAAAUUAAUUGUGGUAGUUUUGGAAAUCCAUGUUCAGAUUUAAUUUAUUUAUUGGAAAAUAAUUUAUUGGUAAAAGAUUAUAAUAUCAGUAUUUAUUUCUUUCCAGGGUUGUAUAACCAUAGUAAAACAGCAAAUAUUACCAACUAUAAAAAUGGGUUCAAUCUAAUUGGUAUCGGUAAUAGAGACAAAACUAUAAUAACAACAAAACCUAGUAUUAGAGGGUUUUUAUUAAUAAAUUCAACCGUAAAUGUAGUAGGAAUAUCAUUUAAAAAAAUUUAUAUAACAAGGAAUUUAUCUCCACCUUUCAUUCCAAAAGGUAUUAUACCAGAUCAAACCUAUAGUGAAUAUUUAACAAAGAUAUAUUUUACUGGUUCUGGAGGAGCUUUUCAAGGUAUUUUUAGUAAUAUUUUAUUUUCAAAUUGUACUUUUAGUUAUAAUCGAGCAAGAAAUGGAGGCGCUAUUUUUACAGUAGCAUCAAAUUUAACUGUAGACCAUUGUAUUUUUAGUUUUAAUGUGGCUGUUCAUAAAAAAACAAAAGGAGGUAAUGGGGGAGCAAUUGCAAUAGGUCCGUUAAGUGUGUCCAAAUUUUAUAGAAAUACUUUUCACAAUAAUCGAGGAACAAAUGGUGGUUCAAUAAUACAAACAAAUAGUGUUCUUUAUGAUUAUGAAUCCUCAUACUAUUACAAUAUAGCUUCAAAUGGGGGGGUUAGUUUAAUUUUCAAUUCAUCAACAUAUACAGCUUUCAAAACCAACUAUUUUUAUAAUAGUGCAAAUCUUUCUGGGGUUUCAAAUUUAGAUACAUCAAACGCACUAUAUUCGAGUUGUAAAUUUAUCAAUAAUAGGGCACUCUUGUAUGGAGGGGUUUUUUCAAUGCUAGACUCUUCGUCACUAUAUGUAACUACAUCGAUAAUUCAAAACAACUAUUCACCAUCGGCAGCAAUAGUCGAAAACCAUGGAACAGGACCUGCAAUAUUUAUUAAUAGUCACAUUUCUUUUUCAGAAGAUUACAAAGUACCUGGUAUUAUACAGUCCAUUUUUUCAAUAUCAAAUUUUAAUUUUUUACAAAUCAAAGACUCAAUUGUUAGAAAAUUAACUGGUACAACAAUAUGGUGCAAUUCAAACGCAAUCAUUUCCUUAUAUAACGUAACUUUUAGUGAAAUAAAUGGUAAAAUUGUGAAUAUUCAUUCUCAAGGAUUUUUAUUUGCAACCUCGUGCACUUUUUCAAAUAAUAUUUUCAAAGACUACUUAAUUGUGUUAAGAAAUGGAGCCAUAUCCAUAGUUUCAAGAAAUAGUUUCUUAUAUAACUCUGGUUCAUCUAUAAUAUUUAGUACAUACAAUUCAUCAAUAUUUUUAAUAGAAUGUUGGUUUUUAAACAAUACAAUGAAGGAAGAAAUUGUUAUAGCACUCAAGGGAUACACACUUGAAAUUCAUAAUUCUAUGUUCAAGGGUAAUGUAGGUCAUGUAAGGGGUUGUGUGGUUUACACUGACCAGUGGGGUGUUUUAAAAUCAAAAAACAACUACUAUAUAAACAACACUGGAGUUAAUGGUGCAAUAUUUUAUUUUUCAACAACACCAAUCUUAUGGAGCUCUGAUUUUAGUGGUGAAUUUAUAAAUGACACAUUUCAAAACAAUAAAGCUUUAGCCGCCGGUUCAAUAGUAUAUUACUCAAGUGAUGUUAAAAUAAAUUAUACAUGUACCAAUUGUUUACUCGAAAGAAACUAUGCAGGAUAUGGUGAAAACAUUAAUUCAAACUACUUUUCGUUCUUUGUGCUUCAGGUUUCAAGUGUUCAAUCGAAUAGAGAAUUUCCAUCAAUAAUUUAUGCAUAUGACCAUUUUGGUAACUUGAUAAAAGGUAGAAAUGAUAUAAUAUUUACUGUUACUCCACAAUGUUUAAAUUCAAAUAUCAGUUUAGAAGGAAUAAAGGGUAGUAUAAUUCAAACAAAUGGUAUUACAACACUCUAUAAUUUAAAAGUUAAUCAAGUGCCCGGUACAAAAUGUAAUUUAACCUACAACUCUUUACCAAUGGAAGGGAAUUAUGGUCCAAUAAAUAAAAGUAUAAACAUACAGGAAUGUACAUGUAAUACACAAAUAUUUGAUGUUAGUAGUACUACUACAGGUCAAGUUUAUGAAUGUCUAUUGGUUAAGGAUAUAUCAAAAAUUUCAAAAAUUGUAAUUUGUUUAAUAACUGGCAUUCUGGUAUUGUUUUCAUUCACCUGCUUAGCAAUUACAAUUAUAUACAUUAAUGAAAAGGUUAUAAAUGUUGGCAAUAUUAUAUUUCUAAUUGUAAUUAUCAUAGGAUGUCUAGUACUAUGCAUAAUGAUAUUUAUAUCCAUAAAGGUAUCAAACAUAACUUGUAUUCUUUCAACAUUAUUACUACCACUGGGAUUAGGAAUGCUCUUUACAAUGGCUCUUCUAAAGCAAUACAGAAUUUUUAAACUUUUCAAAUAUAGCGAUUUUUUAAAAAUAAAUACAGAUAAUUUAGAAAUGAUAAAAUAUGGAUCAAUCAUAAUGGGACCAAUUAUAAUUUUAAUUAUUAUCGGUUUAAUAGCAUUUCCAGUUAAACCCAAAUACUUUUUCGACUUAAACUACAAAACUGCAACAUAUAUGUGUCACUCCAAUAAAUGGUAUAUAUUUUCAAUUGUAAUUGCAGUAUACGACCUAAUCAUAUUAAUAAUUUCAUGUAUUAUAUCAAUCAAAUCAAUUCGAUAUCACUCAACACCAGGUACAUUUUACGAAUCCCUUUUUAACUCUCUUUUAAUUUACAACUAUACAUUAAUCUUUGUUGUAAUAUUACCAUUAUUUUAUGUUUUAAAAUCAAAUCCAACAACUAGUUUUCUUGUAGUUUCCAUUGGAAGUAUAAUAAUUGUGGCAGUGACAUUAUUUUUAAUUUUUUUACCAAAACUUAAUUUUUUAUUUAGAAAAAAAAAGAUUGUUUCAUCAUUAAAAAAAGUUAUAGAAACUCAGGAAAGAGAAAUAGAAAGAAAUAAAGAUCUACUAAUAUUUUAUAAAAUGUAUUUAAUAGAUAGAAAUCAAACAGAUAAUCCAAUAUUUAAUAUUCACGAAACUUUUUCAUCAGACGAAGAAAAUGAUCAAGAAAAUAAUUUUGAAAAUAUUAAUCAACUAAAAAAAGAAUUUAAAAAAAGAAAAAAAAAAUAUAAAAAAAUAAAUAAAAAAGAUUCUGAUGAAGGUAAUAAUGAAACAGUUAUACCUUUUAAUAGCAAUAAUACCAAUAAUAAUAAAAUAGAUAAUAAAAAUAUACCCGAAUAUGGAAAUUUUAAAUUAAGUACACCAACACUAUAUCAAUUAAAUCAAAAAAAAAAUCGUAAAAAAUCAAACAAUAAGAAAUCAAAAUCUACCAAUUGUAGCCCAAUUAUUUCAGAAAAUAAUUUAAGAAGAAGGAUAUAA
Molecule: messenger RNA, 3555 nt
Organism: Dictyostelium purpureum
Lineage: Eukaryota; Evosea; Eumycetozoa; Dictyosteliales; Dictyosteliaceae
Exons: 2
Coding region: 1-3555 (1184 amino acids)
Biological process (GO): gamma-aminobutyric acid signaling pathway; G protein-coupled receptor signaling pathway
Cellular component (GO): G protein-coupled receptor heterodimeric complex; membrane
Molecular function (GO): G protein-coupled GABA receptor activity
Source: RefSeq, a predicted model, not a curated record